Nannizzia gypsea CBS 118893 is the source of this 1641-nucleotide messenger RNA. Its product is annotated as peptide transporter PTR2-A. Lineage: Eukaryota; Fungi; Ascomycota; Eurotiomycetes; Onygenales; Arthrodermataceae. The coding region runs from base 1 to 1641 and encodes 546 amino acids. The record is from RefSeq and is a predicted model, not a curated record. Gene Ontology annotation, molecular function: tripeptide transmembrane transporter activity; dipeptide transmembrane transporter activity. Gene Ontology annotation, biological process: transmembrane transport. Gene Ontology annotation, cellular component: fungal-type vacuole; plasma membrane. The transcript has 7 exons.
AUGGAUACUUCGCCAGCACAAAAUGAAAAGCGCGAAGCAACUGAGGACGAAAUCGUGAACCUCGAGCAUGUGGUUGACUCAGUCCCAGGUGUUGUUUGGGUUGCACUGGUAGCCGCAGCUGCUGAAAGAUUCACAUUCUACGCCGCCACAACUCCAUGGCAGAACUACAUACAAAAUGGCAGCGACAGUAUUGCAGUCCCAGGUGCUCUGGGACUUGGCCAAGCAACCGCGACAAAUAUCUCGAACGCCUUCUUUUUCUUUUCAUUUUUAUCGCCUAUGCCGUUUGCUAUUCUCUCAGAUGCAUGGCUGGGCCGCUACAAGACACUAUGCCUGAGUUUUUCGCUUAAUAUAUGUGGAUGUUUAGCGCUUUUUGUUACUUCUCUUCCGUCUGUGACUAAAGGUUCUAUCAAAAUUGCUGGGUUGGCUAUUUCCAUGGUGUUUCUUGGGCUUGGAACAGGCGGGGUCAGAGCCACUGUCUCACCAUUUAUAGGCGAUCAAUAUACAGUCUUGAAACCGCAACUAAUUGUUACCAAAAGUGGCAAAAAAAUCGUUACAGACCGAACAUUGACUCUUCAAUAUAUAUAUAACGUUCUUUACUGGUUCACCAAUAUUGCUAGCCUGUCACUGAUUGCUUCUACAUAUUUGGAGAAAGAAAUUGGCUUCUGGGCUGCCUACCUGCUUCCAUUAUGUACAGUCUGGAUGCUGAUUCCCUUGAUGUUAUUCUGGCAGAAAAAAUUUGUCAAGCUCUCGCCCCAGGGCAAUGCUCUUCCACAGGCUGCAAAGGUCAUUGCAUGUGCAAUACGAGGGCGGUUUCGGUUAGAUGUUGCCAAACCAUCAUUUCAAGCAUCAACUUAUGGAAGGGAAGUUGAAUGGAACGACCAAUUUGUCACCGAAAUGAAAAAAGGCCUCAUCGCCUGCAAAGUCAUGGCCUGCUUUGUACCAUUCUACUUGUGUACAAGUCAACUCACAAACAACUUGAUUUCUCAAGCUGGGCAAACAAGGCUGGGUGGAAUCCCAAAUGACACAAUUCAGGCGCUCAAUUCUAUCGCCUGUGUUCUUCUAGGCCCGAUUUUGCAAAAAAUUCUUUACCCAACACUCCAACGGCAUGGAAUUGCAUUUAGACCUAUUGCACGUAUGACCUCAGCAUUUGUUAUAAUAAGCGCUGCGAUGGCUUUUACCGCUGGAUUACAAAAAUUGAUAUAUAUGCGAGGACCAUGCUAUGGUCAGCCACUUUCUUGUCCAGACUCGAAUAACGGCAGUAUACCCAACGACAUCAGCGUCUGGGCACAGACGCCCAUAUAUUUUUUGCUAGCAGGCGGGGAAAUUCUGGGAUUCGCAACCUUAUCUGAGUAUAGUUACUCCAAAUCGCCGCAGGAUAUGCGCAGCCUGGUACAAGCGUUGCGACAGGUAACUGCAGGAAUUGGAUCUGCAUUAGGAAUAGCUACCUCGCCACUUGCCGUAAACCCAAGAAUAUUGUACCUAUAUACGGGUUUAGCUGCGGUGAUGAUAAUUACUGCCCCAAUAUUCUGGAUGGUAUUCCGGGACUAUGACAAAAUCGACGAAGAGCUCAACUGUAUCGAAUCAGCUCAACCUGCUAACAAUGAUCGUGCGGAGGACUCUAUAUCUGAUGCCCGUCCAUGA